AUGACAGCAACCGGACUGGAUCCACGCGUGGUGCUCCUGGUCUGCUACGCCUCUUUCGUGGCGUGCAAUACGUUUGCAUUCACCGAGGAGCCCUCUGAGAGAGCCGGGAAGGCGGACGGGUAUUGCAGCCGGGUGUUGCGGGCUCAGAGCAACCGGAGAGAAAGCAACAACGAGUUUCGCCUCCGCGUUGAGGGAGACCCGGAGAGCUACCAGCCGGGGAGCACAUACAGAGUGACAGUGACUGCAUCCACUCCCUCCUACUUCAGGGGCUUUACCCUCAUUGCCCUGAAGGAGGGUACAGAAGGAGACAAGGACGAGGACUAUGCUGGAAAUUUCCAGAUAAUAGAUGAGGAGGAGACACAGUUUAUGACUAACUGUCCCCCUGCAGUGACAGAGAGCACUCCCCGCAGGCGUACCAGUAUCCAAGUGUUUUGGACUGCGCCCCCUAGUGGCUCUGGCUGUCUUUUACUCAAGGCUAGCAUUGUGCAGAAGAGGAUCAUCUAUUUCCAGGAUGAAGGUGCACUGACCAAGCGAAUGUGUGAGAAAGAAUCGCUAUAUGGAGAUGCUACUGAUAAACCUUUGCUUGACUGUUGUGCCUGCGGGACGGCAAAGUACAGAGUCACCUUCUAUGGGAACUGGUCAGAGAAGAUUCAUCCCAAAGACUAUCCCCGUCGUGCCAAUCACUGGUCAGCAAUUAUUGGUUCAUCCCACUCCAAGAAUUAUGUGCUUUGGGAAUACGGCGGCUUUGCCAGUGACGGAGUUAAACAGGUGGCUGAGCUGGGCUCCCCCGUCAAAAUGGAGGAGGAGAUUAGACAGAAGGGUGAUGACGUCCUCACAGUCAUCAAAAUGAAAGCACAGUGGCCAGCCUGGCAGCCCCUUAAUGUGCGUGCUGCUCCUUCAGCUGAAUUCUCAGUGGACCGGUCCCGCCACCUUAUGUCCUUCUUAACCAUGAUGGGACCCAGUCCAGACUGGAAUGUGGGUCUGUCUGCAGAGGACUUGUGCACCAAAGAGUGUGGCUGGGCUCAGAAGGUGGUGCAGGACCUGAUUCCCUGGGAUGCCGGUACUGAUAGUGGGGUUUCUUACGAGUCUCCCAACAAACCAGCAGUGCCCCAGGACAAGAUCCGUCCACUGACCAGUCUGGAUCAUCCGCAAAGCCCAUUUUAUGAUCCUGAGGGAGGUGCUAUCGUUCCUGUGGCUAGAGUGGUGGUGGAACGCAUUGCCAGAAAGGGGGAACAAUGCAACAUUGUUCCUGAUAAUGUGGACGACAUUGUUGCAGAUAUUGCACAGGAAGAGAAAGAGGAAGAUGACACUCCUGAAACAUGCAUCUACUCCAACUGGUCUCCAUGGUCUGCAUGCAGCUCGGCUACUUGUGACAAAGGCAAACGGAUGAGGCAGAGGAUGCUGAAGGCCCAGUUGGACCUGAGUGUUCCCUGUCCACACACUCAGGAUUUUGAGCCAUGCAUGGGGCCUGGAUGCAGUGAUGAGGAUGCCUCCACUUGUAUGAUGUCAGAAUGGAUCACUUGGUCUCCAUGUAGUUUGUCCUGCGGAAUGGGCACACGCUCUCGGGAGCGGUACGUUAAACAGUUCCCAGAUGACGGUUCAGUGUGCACUCUUCCCACAGAAGAGACUGAGAACUGUGUGGUUAAUGAGGAAUGCUCUCCCAGCAGCUGUCUGGUGACAGAGUGGGCCGAAUGGGAUGUCUGCAGUGCUACAUGUGGUCUCGGCAUGAAGAGGAGGGAGCGCAUGGUGAAGAUGCCUCCUGCCGAUGGCUCCAUUUGUGAGGCCGAGGUUCUAGAAGUGGAAAAGUGCAUGAUGCCAGAAUGUCAUACAAUCCCAUGCCUGCUGACUCCGUGGUCUGAAUGGAGUGACUGCAGUGUGACAUGCGGGAAGGGUUUGAGGACACGGCAGCGCAUGCUGAAAUCACCUGUGGAACUAGGAGAGUGUAUAGAAGAGUUGGAACAGGUGGAGAAGUGCAUGCUACCAGAGUGUCCCAUUGACUGUGCCAUGUCAGAGUGGACCGAGUGGUCAGAGUGCAAUAAGUCUUGUGGGAAAGGUCACACAAUCCGGACUCGCAUUGUGAUGCUGGAACCUCAGUUUGGCGGAGACCCCUGCUCUGAAACCAUCCAAAGAAAGAAAUGUAAGAUUAGGAAGUGCACUCGAGGACAAGGCAACAGUGACGAGAAGAGGAGACGCAAGGAGCAGCGUGAGAAACGGAGGAGCAAACAGGAUAGAGCCGAGGGAACAUCAGAGCACCCGGGGUGUAGAAUGAGACCAUGGUCAAGCUGGACGGAAUGUACCAAGCUAUGUGGUGGAGGUAUUCAAGAACGGCUCAUGACAGUGAAGCAGAAGUUUAAGACUGCCCAGCUGUCCAGCUGCAAAGACAGGAAGGAGAUCAGAGCAUGCAAUGUGCACCCCUGUUAG
Molecule: messenger RNA, 2421 nt
Organism: Menidia menidia (Atlantic silverside)
Lineage: Eukaryota; Metazoa; Chordata; Actinopteri; Atheriniformes; Atherinopsidae
Source: the annotation of a GenBank genome assembly